GCCGCUCGGGCCGGCCGCGUGUGUGAGCAGGUCGCAUGAGCGCGCCGGCGUGCUAGCGACGCGUGCGCGGGUGUGGUAUGCCCGCGCGUCGCAGCCAUGGUCCCGGUGUUGGCCCUGGCGCUGCUGGUCUUGCUGCCCGUGUCGGAGCAAGGUCCACACGAGAAGCGACUGUUGAACGCGCUGCUCCUCAACUACAACACCCUGGAGCGGCCGGUUGCGAACGAGAGCGAACCGCUCGAGGUCAAGUUCGGAUUGACCCUGCAACAAAUCAUCGACGUGGAUGAGAAAAAUCAAAUCCUCACAACGAACGUCUGGCUCAACUUGGAAUGGAACGACUACAACCUGAGGUGGAAUGACACCGAGUUUGGGGGGGUGAAGGACCUGAGGAUCACCCCCAACAAGUUAUGGAAGCCUGACGUUCUCAUGUACAAUAGUGCUGACGAGGGUUUUGACGGGACGUACCAGACUAACGUGGUGGUCAGAAACAACGGCAGUUGUCUGUACGUGCCUCCGGGCAUUUUCAAGAGCACAUGCAAGAUAGACAUCACGUGGUUCCCCUUCGACGACCAACACUGUGACAUGAAGUUUGGUAGUUGGACCUACGAUGGCAAUCAGUUGGAUCUGGUGCUCAAAGAUGAGGCGGGCGGGGAUCUAUCAGACUUCAUUACAAAUGGAGAAUGGUAUCUGAUAGGAAUGCCAGGCAAGAAGAAUACGAUAACGUACGCUUGCUGUCCGGAGCCUUACGUGGACGUGACCUUCACCAUCAUGAUCAGAAGGCGGACGCUGUACUACUUCUUCAAUCUCAUCGUCCCCUGCGUGCUCAUCUCCUCCAUGGCCCUACUGGGGUUCACGCUGCCCCCUGACUCUGGAGAGAAACUUACCCUUGGUGUGACGAUAUUGCUAUCGCUGACUGUGUUUCUGAACCUGGUCGCUGAAAAACUACCUUCAUCAUCGGACGCCGUCCCCCUGAUAGGAGUCACAAUUCUUCUAUCGCUGACGGUGUUUCUCAACCUGGUAGCCGAGACACUGCCGCAGGUGUCCGACGCAAUCCCCCUGUUAGGGACGUACUUCAACUGCAUCAUGUUCAUGGUAGCCUCGUCGGUGGUACUAACUGUGGUGGUACUCAACUACCACCAUAGGACAGCGGACAUACAUGAGAUGCCCCAGUGGAUAAAAACUGUGUUCCUGCAAUGGCUGCCGUGGAUCCUGAGGAUGUCAAGGCCUGGGAAGAAGAUCACGAGGAAGACGAUCAUGAUGUCCAAUCGGAUGAGAGAACUAGAGCUAAAGGAGCGGUCGUCGAAGUCGCUUCUGGCUAACGUGUUAGAUAUAGAUGAUGACUUUAGGCAUGCCCCGCCGGCGCCUAAUAGCACAGCUUCCACGGGGAAUUUAGGACCAGGAUGUUCGAUAUUCCGCACGGAUUUCCGUCGCUCUUUCGUGCGGCCUUCAACAAUGGAGGACGUGGGCGGGGGAUUGGGUAGCCACCACCGAGAGUUGCACCUGAUUCUCAGGGAGCUGCAGUUCAUCACGGCCCGGAUGAAAAAAGCGGACGAGGAGGCUGAGCUGAUCAGCGACUGGAAAUUUGCGGCGAUGGUUGUCGACAGGUUUUGCUUAUUCGUGUUCACACUAUUCACGAUCAUCGCCACAGUGGCAGUGUUGUUGUCGGCGCCACACAUAAUCGUGCAAUGAGAGUAAACUGAGCGUCGGUCGCCGGCGCAGCGCAAAGAGAGAAAUUUACACUUCGACGGUGUAAUAGUUGUAAGACUGUUAGCGAGGCCAGUCGUUUUUAAUUGUGUUUUUAUAAAAUAUUUUCUUUAUUUACCUUUGUCGAUGUUAUGUGCAUUUUCAUGUUUUUUGUGUCUUCAUCAUCAUUUCUAGCACAGCAACAGAGUUCACAGCUUGACAUGAGGUUACCCCAAGGAAUUCCUGGAUGACCGGUUGGAAGCGGCCUGCAUACAGUGUGUUUCUGUUUUGCAUUGUCAUCAUCAUUAUCAGUUAUCGAUGAUCUACUGUUGAGUAUAGAACUUUUAUCUACAUUAACUUAAUCAGUCCACUCAGUUGCAUAUCUAAAUCCGUCUACCGUAAUUAAUUCUAUUAGGUAGGUACAUAAUCUUUACAUUGAUUUAUAAAGUUGAUACUUUAAUUAUGAACAUUCACUGAAAUUUGUCAUUUUGUUCUAUUUUAUAUCAGAUAAUCCAACGCGCAUCUGGUUCACCACUGCCACAUUGGUAUAUUUCAAUGUUUUUUGAAUUUCAAUUCGAGUGGUCUCGAUAAUAUAUCUAUGUAUAAACUAUAUCUUACGCGGCUCAAACGCACACGUCUCCUUAAUGUCGAAAGACGGUAAAUAUAAAUCAAUACGUUAAAUAGAAUGUUAAGUCCAACAUAUUAUAAAAAGAUUGUGAUGUUGAACUAGGGUGUUAUACAGAAUAAAUGUUGACGAGUAUAAUUUGUUACAUAUAAUUAUAUUUCUAAUUGAUACUGUUAAAGGUUUGGGUUAAAGGAAAGGAAUGUUAGCUUUGAUUUUGUGUGUCAGGUGUUUCAAGAUCUUAAGAGAAUUUCUAAUAAAUAUUAUAUAACGAUUACGUAUGUGAAUUAACACAGAAAAUAGACUAACAAUUUAGUUCUAUAUCUAAAUAUCAGGAUCGUUCCAAUGACAUGGCAGGUGCGUAGUAAUGACUAGACCAUGCAUUCAAGUUUCAUUAAGGGCUGUCUGAUCAUAAACGACAUUACGUAGGUCAAGAAAAAAAUAAUGGAAAUUUAUGAAUUGGACCACAGAACACUGAAGCUUCGUUACCGACACGGACGUGUGUGAUCAAGUUCGUAUACAAAGUAGACUUGUAAGAAAACACGAGAGCCUACCAUGUCCUAGACACGGCCCUGAUGUGUGGGGAUAGACUUAAGUUUCUACAAAGUUGUCCAUAACGAGAAUGGAUGUAAUUGUGUCUAUACGUAAAUCGAAAAGUUUGAUGAUCUCGUUUUUUAUGUCGUCUGUGUAAGGCGUGCUAAAUUUUGAUGAAGUUAUAAGUAUAUUUGAAAAUAGGGUCCUAAAUAGUGUUCGAUCGAAACAGGAUUUUCAGCCAAAAUGAAAAACAAAUAAGUAAAAAAAAAUUAGUACAUAUUUUACCCGUUUAACAAAGUCUUAGUAACUUAUGUGAACAUCAACAAAAUGUAAUCGUUAAAGUAAUCGUGGUAACAUUAAUGUAAUAUAUUAUAUUAUGUGAACGACAUACCGAAUUUAAGCGUGGCCGGAAAUUCUGUCGAUUUUUGGGCCUAAAAAUCUUUGACCUUUCAAAAUCAAAUCCUUGGUCGGACACUAGUCGUAAUUAAGAUCUUAUAGGAAAGGCUCCAUAGUUUGUAAACCAAGUUUGUAAUAGUAUCCUUUUAAUAAACAAAUGAGGGAUCACACACGUGGACAUUACUUUAGGGUAAGUAAUGUACAUAACAUGAAGGAUCAAUAUUGGUAUAGACAAAAGAUAGCUUAGAGUACAUUAGACAACUGAAGAAGGACGAAGUUUCAAGCUAAAUCAGUUGGAAAUUAAAUUUGGAACAGGAAUUGCAAAAAGUGAUGGAAUUGAUGAGUCAGCAAUUAAAAGAACCAGUAGAAUUAGUGAGUUUUACUGAUAAAGAUUAAUACAGUCUGAUAACCAAUUAAUUUGAUAAAUUACGGAAUAAAUCUAAUAACGAGAGACGAUUUGUUAUUGAUAGAAUGUAAUGUAAAAUUUAUGUCGAUAGUUACGUUCAUAUGACAGCGAUUAGCGUGAAAUUGUGAUGUGCAUAAAGUUAUCAUUUUUUUGUUUUCCAGUAUUUCGUAUUUCUUUGGCAAAGCUCUCUAUUUAAAUUAUCACCGUUUAACAACCGCUAAAGCUUGAUACACAUAUUGGCCGAUGAGAUAUAGAAAUAUAUCUAUAUCUAUUCUAAAAUACUUAUACCUAUGUUACAUACGUCUUUUUCCAUUCAUUAUGCCAUUUAAUGUGUAAAAAUUUCGCUCUUUCGGCUGUCAUAUCUACUCACACGUAUAUGCAAUGGUAAAUUAAUAUAUUCGUAGAACACACGCAACCUAUCACAUUUAUUGGCCGAUUGUUUCAAAUAGAAAAAGUUGUAGGAAAAAAAUAUACAAAAAACGCUGCAGUAUCAGUAACUAGUUAAUAAUUAUAGUUGUAAAACACGUAACUUUAUUAAUAAUUGUGUAAAUAUCGCGAUGUGUAUUUUGUACAUAAAGUUUAGAAAAUGCGGAAAAAGACUUAAUGUUAUUUCACAAAUUAGAACGUUGCUACGAUAAUGUAGUGUUUUUGUCAUUAUUUAUUUUGAGGUUAUGAAACUCAGCGUUCGGAUAUCAUUUGGCGAAUUUUUGGUAAUACGAUGUGGACGUCUCGAAAUAACAUGUUGACAUAUUUAUCAGAGCAGAAAAUGAACUGUCCGCGUAUUGAAAGGCAAUUUAUCUUUUUAUGAGCAUUAUAUAUAUUUUUUUAUUUAACUACAAUUGAGUUGCGGAAACUUUAUCGGGUUUGGGAAGUCAGAAUCGCGGAUUUGAAGUUUGUGAACAACAACAAUCUCUUUUAAUUGUUUAUUUAUGUGUACUUAUUUAGCUUUUUUAAUUCGAUCAACUCACAAAAAUUCGUCAAGAUUUCCACUAUUAGAGCCCUUAUUACUUGUAGGAGCUAUAUUGUAACUAAGUAGGAGUAUUAUUUAAUGAAAAUACAUUAUAAUUCACAUCUUAUCUAUGUCCGUUCCUCGAUUUCACUCUUAUAGAUGUCGUGAUAGCCUAGUUAGUGUUGUGUCCCUUUAAGCUAUACUAAGUAUCAUAAGAAAGCUCACUAAAUAGUCGACUAAUUAAAUAAAUACGUCUCGGUGUGUUCUUUCAAAUCAACUUUUGGAUAUAAACGUUUUGUUUUUCAUAGAUUUAUUUUGAGUGCGAUUGUAUGCGUAUGUAUAACUAUCCUGCCAUUUUCUAAGAAAUAAAUAUUACAUGAGAGAACGCUGUGUGUAGGUACUUUUAUAGCGGAUAAUUGAUUUGAUUCUCAGAAAAUGGCGCGUUCGAAUAAGAUUUUUUUCUUCAACAUUUCUAUUGAUUCUAGGAGAAAAAAAAGUACAUUGUAUUAAUUUCUGUUAACAUUUAUUAAUAUUUACUACUAUUUAUUACGGUCCUUUUGCAAUUACCUUUGUUAUAAUACCGUGUGGUGCUCAAAUAAUAUCAUUAUAAUAUUAUUUUAGGACAUUUUCCUUUGUUCAUUAUAUAAAAUCAAUACUUAUUGAUGUUACAACUUUUUUAAUUAUAUCAAAAUUAUAUUGAUUUUAAUAUCAAAUACCCAAAUUAUUAAAUAUUUAUCAAUAAAUUUGUUAUUGAUUUAAAUGUAUUAUUAUAUUAUACUAUGUGUAAAAUUCCAUUCGGAAGUGAUAAGGAAAUGAAAUUAUAAAAUUAAUUGAUAUGUUUAAUUAGAUUUGUUAGUGCCAAAACAUAGGGUUUAUAAAUAUUGAAAUUAAGUUGGGUUAUAGGGGUAUAAAUAACAGAUAAAGUUGAGAAUUUUAUUGUAAAAAAUAAAAACGAAUUAGGGUGUUUGUUAACAUAUAAUUUAAUGUUAACGUUUGGUCGGACGGCAGACGAGGGCCGACCAGCCAAUUUUAAAACUUUUUUCUUUUAAAAAAUAAACGAGAGGUUGUGAAAACGAUUGUUAGGGCUUCGUCUGCGGUCCGAACUUUGAUAAAAUAAAACAAAUGUAUAAAAGUAACGUAGAAAAUGUUCUACAUAAAACGAAACAAUCGCCUGUACGGGACCGGGUAGACGUAACUUACAUACACAACUGUCAAAAGCAUACAUCGAUCUGUAGGUCGCACCUUAUUUUCAUAUCUUCUAUGUAAUUCACUGGAAUGUGCUUAAUUUUUAUAACUGUUUAGCUGUUUUAGACAUAGUUGCGGAAAUAUCUCAUAUAUACCACAUUUACAGGCCUCUUUGAAAACCAUCAUAAUAAUGAUAUAAUUAAAAAUGAAUAGGCCCAAAAUUUAAGCCUAUCCAAAUGUUGUACCAAUUGUUAUGAUCCAGAUUCAAUAAUAAUAAUUUGGGCAAUAUUUGUUAAAAUUUUAUAAGUGAAAUAAUCUUACAUCUUUUCGCCUUAAAGUUUCUUUACCAAUAAAAUCAUAUAAUAAAUAUUUUUAGUUACUUUUUUGAUGCAACUAUGUCUAAAAAUGACUUAUAUCUAUUACCUCUAUCCGAAUUUCACUACACUGAGGAACCAUUUUACACAAAUAUUUAAUCUACUCUCUACUCGAAACAUUAUUUUGUAUGUCUGUAUGAUCAUAUAUAUACAUGGAUCGUGAAUUUAAUCACUAAUCUAAUUAAAUAUUAUCAAAUUAUUAAAUAUUUAACUGAAACUAUGCUAUUACAAGAAUUCUCAUUACUAUUUAAACAUUCCAAUGUCCACAAUGCUUAAUAUUCUUUUAUAAAAAAUCUCCGUUUUUGACAAGAACGUAAAAAUAUAUAUUUGUAGCCAUCUAUUGUUUUUAUUUAUGUCAUACAGACAUACAUUCAAAUAAAUAUUGCACAACAGAAACUAAAUGCUUUAAUCGUAAAACAGGUAUUUUGGAGUUCCAUGUACAUUUCUAAUCCAGAAUGCUGUAGUUUAAGAUUUGGAUUCUAUAAUUGGGUUUCAUUAACACUUUUCUCACAUUCUCUUGUACCAUUUUACAUGCAAGCAAAUUAAUUGACAAUUAUACCAACAUAAAAUAGGUUUUACCACUUCUGCUAUAAGUAACUAAUAAAAAAUAUAUAUAUACAGAAAAAACUCGAUAUCCAUCUGUCUUUGUACGGAAACGGAGUUUUGAGUCGAAUUUUUAUUAAUCUUUUUAUUUAUUUAAUAUGUAUAAAAAAGAAUAAUUUUGCUCAUCCUGUCAUUGAGUUUGAAUUUUUCAACUUUCAACAAAAAUUCAAACAAAAUAACAUUUAAGUUAAAAUCGAUUAUACGAUAUAUAAAUAUAUCGUUUAUUGUUUUUUUGAAAUAUUGUUAAAAUAGGUCCAUAAAUGGCUCUCUAUAUGUAAAUUAUAAUAAAGAACAUGGUUGGUUGAAUAAAUAUGACUCAUAUAUGAGGCUUGCUAUGCCAUAUUUGAUUGCGAAUGCAAAGUAGAAAACAAAACAUCACGCUAUAUUCUUAUCAUACACGCUUCAGUCAUGCUUGCUAGUCGGCCAUCGUAACAUAUGUAUAGCCUUCAGUUUAACAAGGGAAAUUUUACAAAAGCAAUCACAGGGUUUUCCUUUAAUUACUACUUAAUUGAAAAUAAAAAAAUAACACGGACAGGCCUCUCAAAAUUUGGGCCUAUUUAAUAUAGGCCAAAAAUUUUCAAGUAGUUUAUUAAUAUAUCUCACUUAUAUCAUAGGCACUUGUUUAAUAAAAACUGAGAAAACAAAUAUCAAACUAAUUCUAUAAAUACAAAAUUAUAUUUGGACAGUAGAAAUCAUUAUUUCUAUUCACAAUAGAUAUAGUAAAGUUAUUAUCAUUACUUCGGAAAUGAAACAAAACUCGAUUCAGUUUAGAUUAGCUUUAUUUAGACUUUACAGACUGUACUCGUGUUGGUAAUCUCUAAAUCGAUUGUGUUAUCUGAUGAACCGAUGCAAAAAGUCAUGGGGCAACCCUAUUUCACCCGGAAACUUUUGGGAUAGCCCUAGGGACUCUGCUUUCGCGAAAUUUCCCUGUGGAAGGAGGAAACUCUACGAUCGCUCGAAUAUUGACCAACAGAUGUAUCAUUCCACUUUAUCACAUACUCCAUAUUGUGUUCCUGUGGCUUAAAUAGUCAGAUAAUAAAAUUAAAUUAAUAAAUAUGACUGCAGUAAGUAAAUAAAUAUUGCCGAGCGUUUGUGUAAGAUUUAUAAUGAAAAGCCCCUAUGGAGGUUUUUAUAAUAGAUGAAAAACUUAAUGCAAAGGUAAAUUUGUAACAUAAAAUUCAACGGGUAAACGUAUUCGUUAAAAUUGACUAUCGUAAGUAGCAUUCGAUUUGUAUAAAACUAAAAUAAAUUAAAGCAAUCUGAUUUAUACUA
Molecule: messenger RNA, 8021 nt
Organism: Plodia interpunctella (Indianmeal moth)
Lineage: Eukaryota; Metazoa; Arthropoda; Insecta; Lepidoptera; Pyralidae
Gene: nAChRalpha6
Product: nicotinic Acetylcholine Receptor alpha6
Exons: 13
Coding region: 97-1686 (529 amino acids)
Biological process (GO): monoatomic ion transmembrane transport; regulation of membrane potential; nervous system process
Cellular component (GO): neuron projection; postsynaptic membrane; plasma membrane
Molecular function (GO): acetylcholine-gated monoatomic cation-selective channel activity; transmembrane signaling receptor activity
Source: RefSeq, a predicted model, not a curated record